AAAUAAAAAUACAAACACAUAAAUAAAAUGGAAUUUCAAUUUUCACUUUUAUAGGUGGUUUUUUAGGAAAAAAGACAUUCUAAACGACGUCGGUCUCCGCUGUAUCUGGGGAUUUAAUCAGCGGAGAAUAGAAGAAGCACGGGAAAGACAACUGAGAUUGACAUUCAUAGAGUGAGGGGACUGAGGGACAGAGAGAAGAAAUGAGCUCAGCAACGGCAGCGUACUUGGCUCGGAGAGCGGCGCAGAAGGAGAAGGUUCGGAUUCUCUACCGGAGAGCUCUCAAGGACACUCUCAAUUGGGCCGUCCAUCGCCACCUCUUUUAUCCCGAUGCUGAUGCUCUGAGGGAGAAAUUUGAGGCCAACCGGAGUGUGGAAGAUGUUGAAACUAUUGAUAGAUUGAUAGCUGAUGCAGAAACCAAGUACAAUACAUGGCGCCAUCCAGAUCCUUAUGUUGUUCCAUGGGCUCCCGGUGGCUCCAAGUUUCACAGAAAUCCAACACCGCCUGCUGGGGUAAAUAUUUACUGUUUCCUUUAUUUCUUCCAACCAUUGAAAGGUGUUUUGUGUAAUUUGCUGUAUAUCAUGUGUCCUUUUUCUUUUUUGCCUUUUGCAUACGCCUCGCUAUUACAUUAGCUUGAUCGUAUUAAGAGUCCCGGGUUUCAAAUUCAGCCAAAAGAUUUCAUUUCCUUUUUUAAGGUUCUGAUAACAUAUACCUAAGGUUGGAUACUUGGAUCAAUGUCUAUGUCCCUGGCAUCGUAGCUACUCAUUCGUCUACCUCUCAGGGGAUAUGCAUGUUUGAGCUAGGCAGUUGGACCAAUGGUGGUCUUUCAGGCUCUAGUUUAUGCACGAACCUCUGCUACAUGUGAAGGAAUCUGGUUGACCUCUAGUUUUGUGAUGUAUUCUUAAUUCUUUCUCUUGAUUUGUUGCUGAAUAAAUCAUCCAAAUGUCUUUUAAUAGGUUAUUGAUUGCUGUAUUGGUCCUUGUUUAAGAGCAUGUAUACUAUUUUUUUGCAUGAAAUUCCGAAUAUAAGCUGUUAUGUUGAGUAUUCUGAUGUUAUUUUCUUGGCCCUGCACUCUUAGUUAUGUUUCCAGUAAUUUGUUAAACCCACCAUUUCAGUUUCAAUGAACUAAUUAUGAUUUCGGUUUUGCUGCAGAUUGAGAUAAUAUACGAUUAUGGGCGAGAACAGAAUGAAUGAAGACUGACUUUCUUUCAUGGAUAUAAAUAAAGGUUAGUCGUGUAGGUUGUUAAAUGUCAUUGACUUCUUUCUGGUUCCUGAAGAUGAACAUUGUGCCAUAACAUCAUUAUGCAUGCCACAGGGGAAAGUUUGUAUACCAUUGGGAUAUUGUAUUGUCUGUCACUCUUGUAGAUGCUGCAUCAUGAAUUGCUGACAUUUUUUGGCAAAGACUGCGUGUUACUAGGAGUUUUGAAUAUAAGUCCAUGUUCAGAGCUUUUGAACUUGGAAUUGCAGUUGUUAGAGUUUGCCUUAUUCAUUUUCUUUGCCUUAUUCAUUUUAUUCUCAAUCUGCAUCAUAUAUGUAGGAUGUAUGGCACACUUGUAUCAAUAAAUGUGCAUACUUCAAGCUUGCUUGUAAAUUGUAGUCCAUGCUUGCUGAAAAUUUGCUAUGAUGCAGAUUGAGAAGGUAUUAAGAGUAUGGAGAAGACCUCUGCUCAAUGUCACGUCUUGAAUAUGGCUCAAAAUCUUAAAUUUGUGAAAUUGAAUCCGAGUUUUCUUUUAGACAAUGUGGAAUUAAUGGGUUCGUGAUGUACCAAUGUUUUGAGUGGAUGUGGAUUUUGAUUUUCCAUCCCAUUACUUUGUGGUUUUUUUUCUUCGGGACCUCUAUAAAACAGUUGGUGCGUGGUGCAUUGAAUUUGUCAAAAAAAAUCUGAACGCCUUCUCAGCUACUUGAUUCUCUGUUUUGCCAUUUAUGCCUGUCAUUUAUAGUUGUGCAGUGCUGAGUUCUGUAUCCUUUCUUUCUGUUGCGCUAACGAAAACCAGUUGCAGCAUAAUUACUGAAACCAGUUACGAAAACCAGUUACAAAGAUUGGUCAGCUUUGCUUUAUUCACUCUAUUUCGUUACAGCAUAAUUACUGACGCCGUAAGUAUAAAUUUCGACCACAAUAGCACAGCUUUGUAUAGAGGUCACGAGCUCAUGGAAAUGC
Oldenlandia corymbosa var. corymbosa is the source of this 2155-nucleotide messenger RNA. Lineage: Eukaryota; Viridiplantae; Streptophyta; Magnoliopsida; Gentianales; Rubiaceae. The record is from the annotation of a GenBank genome assembly.